This is a messenger RNA of Haliotis rubra (blacklip abalone), 3988 nucleotides long. RefSeq lists its product as uncharacterized. The transcript is spliced from 7 exons. Bases 61 to 2127 code for a protein of 688 amino acids. The record is from RefSeq and is a predicted model, not a curated record. Lineage: Eukaryota; Metazoa; Mollusca; Gastropoda; Lepetellida; Haliotidae.
CGGCCUAUGUACAGCGCUAUUACGAGGUGCCUACACACGUAACUAUGAACAGACACCGAGAUGGCGGCCUCGGAUAAAUACGACGACGAUCGACUCUGGUCUCCCGAAACCUGCAAACUGAGUGACAUUGUUCCUGAAAUUCCGACUCUUGUACGGGUUACUGAAGGAAUAUACAGUCUCAACGAUGCCGGAACCUUCAGUCAAGGCGAUCUGAUUAAAAUCGACACCUGCCAGUCUUUGAAGCGGGUGACGGCCUAUCUCACCAAACCAGGAAGUGAUUCGAGCUAUGAGCGACAUGGUGAAGAGAUUGGGCUCCCGUACCAAUAUAACGGAAAGGUAAAGGUUCAACCACUGCACGGAGUCCAUCACAGAUAUAAGUCAGUCGAGGAGCUCAUCAACUAUUUCCCUCGCCACGUCCGGGUACUAACCCAGGUGAGUUUCAAGGAACCCUCGGGGACCCCCCAGACCCUCAGUGUGGGAGAUUCUUUAGAACUCAAAGCUGUCCGACGGUCCAAGACUCAUGGCCUGAAUUCCGUCAGGUGUGCACGUAAUGGCGACGAUGUCAUCCUCCCGAAGAGCGUCAAAGGAGUGUUUCAGGUUCAGGCAGACGACACUGAGCAGACGAUUAAAAAUGUGGUAGAUACCUACAAACUGCCCCAGUGCGUCAAGUUCAUCGAUUCUGGCGUCCAGGAGAUCAUGUCAACGGACAUUAAAGAGGCCAUUGAUAACCUCCAGUCCUACAGUGGGGAAAUGUUGUUGACAGGGGUCAAGGACACCGCUCCAGUUUUGUUCGGCCAUUACAAAGGCAUGACGGGGGACCCCAAUUCGAAAUUCUGUCGGAGGAGCGCGGUGGUCAUCCCCCUGGACAACCCGGAGAUCAGCGAGAUCGAAGUCCAAACUCCGGAGUAUAUGGACAGUGAUGACUAUCAGUUGUUCGUACUCCAGAAUUUCUCAGAAAGCGCAGUUACGCCUGAUUUUGUAGAAGGAACGCUCUAUGUGGACUUUCUGCGGACAACACAAGUCCAGUUCUUGGAGCUCAGUGAACCGAAGUCUUCUUCCUCUCCGGAUGGUCCUCCUCCUCCUGUGCCCCCGAGACUUAAGUCGACCCAUGGGGUGGCCCCAGGGGCGCAUACUCCAGAAGCCCCUAAACCCUUGCGGUCAGCUCCAGUAACCCCCCACUCGAAGGAGCCGCCCCUCCCAUCUCUGCUCUCCAAGACAACUGCUGUUUCUAGGCCUUUCAAAGCCGUCCCACCGUCCUCCCCGACCAAGCCUGUUGCGCCACAAUCAGUUGCACCCCAACCAAGAAAACCAGCGGCGAUCCAGCCAAGCAGGCGACCAGACCCCAAGGGCAAACCGGGAGUACAUUUCCAGGACACAUCAGAGACAGAACUAUCAGCCUCCAUUGCUGAGGCGUUCAGUGGGAUGACCUGGGGAGACACGCCAGAUCAACCCAUGCCAAGCAAAGAGGUUCUACUGCCGCUGUUGCGCAAAUUCCCUUCAGUAUUCAACAAAAGGAAAUCGAGUGGAAAAAUCGAAGCACUUGAGUUGAGAAAAAGGCAUGGUGUUCCUCCUCAGAAAAAGGCAGUGAGUGGCAAAAUGAAGGUGGCAGAUGACAAGUCCAAAUUGCAGAAAACAUGGAACAAAAUGAAAAACCUAGGAAGAAAGAUGAAAACAGCUGUUGGAGAUGAUGUCGUUCACAAGGAUGAAGCCGCGGGCGAUGACGACGACUCCGACGGCCCAGACUACGACUACAUCGACGACGAUACCCGACGCGAAUACAUAAAAGAGAUUGAGAAACCAAACAGAGCGAAAGAACAAACGAAACUUAAAGGCGUUUUUUCUGCAAGCGCCAAGCCUGUUCAGCGAGUGCUCCCAAGUGCGCGCAAAGAUCCAGCACCGGAUGAGGAAGCCAAAGACUUUAAGAGCCUCAGCAUCAGUGAACUAGAGUGUCUCUUACAAACGUGUGGGAUGCAGGACCUAGCUAAGGUCUGCAGGCAAGAGAACUUGGAUGGUUGUCUUCUCUGUUCCUUUUCGGAUAAACUUCUAAAAGCAAAGCCUUUCAAACUGGACAACUACCGCUUACAAAAACUGAAUUCGAUUAAGAGCGGAUGGAGACCAAAGACGUAGACAUAACCAGUCAUUAUAUUAUAUGAACGUCACUGUCAAUGACCCGCGGAUUCAGGAUCAACUGUACACUUUCUUUUGCCAUGCAGUUUAGAUCGUUUUUACCAUAUUUUCUGACAUUAAGUACCAUGUGCUUAUUGUGCUGUCAUAUUUUUGUUAUUUUCAUUAUUUUGGUUCGUUAACGAAACAGAGCUAUUGUGUUUUUUUCUAAUUUGAUAUACUACGUUCGUAUCUCCUUUAAAGCUGUCGGAAUAUGUAUACAUAAUUAUAGAAGUUUUUACCCAAAAAAAUGUUCCAACUUGAUGUUAAGUUGUGAGGAUAUAUUUUGUGUCAUGCGAGAAUUAAGUGAUAGCUUAUGCAUAUUGUUUGCAACAAAAUUGUAUUUAUGUGUCUUUUUAGCGAAAGAUAGUAUAGUGAUAAUUGUGUUGUAUAUUUGAUUACAACAGGUAAUGCAAUGUCUGUUAAACAGGUAUAUUUUGUGAACAAAUUCCGAUACAGUAAGCUACAAAACCAAACAUGAUUACAAUUUUCAUAACAAAAUGUUUCGAAUCAUGAAAUAGUCAAACGGCAAUUCGACGACGACUUUUAUGUGUAUGAGGGUUGCCGAAGUGUGAUAACCGACUUAUAGUGAUAUGUUAACGCACAAUUAAAGCAAUAACGCAGCUUCUCGUUGUCAUGUGAAAUAAAAUAGAUGACUAAAAUAUAUCGACAAGACUGUUAGAUUUCCACAAUGCAAUACAAGAAAGAAAUGUCCAGAUCAUCCAUCUUCGUAACUCAAGGUUGUUUUAUCUCGUCUAUACAGUGGGUCUACUUAUGAUCCUAUCAUCAGUCUUCCUACCUCUAGGGCGUUUUUAUCUCGUAGAGAUAGAGGGUAUAUUAGUGGUCGUAUCAUCCAUCUUCGUAUGUCUAGGGCGUUUUAUGUCGUCAGUUUAGAGGGUCCGCUUUUGACCUGAUGAUCCAUCUUCGUAACUCAAGUGUGUUUUAUCUCGAAAAAAAAGAGGGUCCAUUAUUGACCUUAUCAACCAUCUUCAUAACUCAAAGGUGUUUUAUCUCGACAAUAUAGAGGGUGUACUUGGGACCCGAUGGUUCAUCUUCAUGUCUCAAGGGUGCUUUAUCUUGUGAAAGUAGGGGGUCUACUAGUGGCCGUAUCAUCUAUCUUCGUAACUCUAUGACGUUUUAUCUCGACUAUCCUAGGUUUACUUAAGAUUCCGUCAUCCAUCUUCAUAACUGUAGGGUGUUUUAUCUUGUCAGUAAAGAGGGUGUACUUAUGAUCUGAUGAUCUAUCUUUGUUACACUGAGAUGUUUUAUCUCGUUGUUACGGCCGGAACAGUUCCUGCGACCUGUGAUGGAGGAUGAGUGAGUUUUGUUUUAUUUCGCACUCAGCAAUAUUCCCGCCUUAUGGCGGUGAUGGAGGGUGUGUGUCUGGGAGUGAUAUGCUUGUUUAGAGUAGUGUAUGAGAACACUUCUUGUCAGAGUUGAAACUUGUCAGCAUGUAUUUCCUAGUUUCAGUCUCACAGGGUGUCUCAAUUCCUUUUGUUCUAAUUCAUCGAUAUUUACUAUUUUUCAUCUGAUAUUGAUAAAGUUAUGCAAUAUGCAGUAUAAUAUAAUCUAUUUCAGCAUGUGACAAUAUUUCGAAAAAUAUUUUACAAUACUAUAAUUUAAACAUAACUCUAACCGCUGAAAAAAUAAACUAUAUAUUUGUAUGGUGACAAAACGUUCACACAAUCAAAAAAUUGUUUUUUGAUGGUAAUGUACUUGAUAUGGGAAUCCAUUUAAAGACUCUACGUUUACAUUGUCCCAACGCCAGCAAUCUUUUGAUACUGUUUGUAAUUCAUUUUUCAUUACAGUUAUCAAGUUUCCUCUU